UUGCGGGUUCUGUCCCCAGAUGGCGGGCCGUGUUGUUGUGAACAGCUGAUGCAGACGAAGUAAUACCCGGGCCUUGCUAUUAUGUAAUAUUUGGAGUUUUUGAACAUUUUACUCUUAUCUUUUGUGUUCAUUUAACUAAAUAUGAAGAUGCACCACAGAUGUGUCAGUUUCAAGAAAAUCCACGAUAUCCCAAAUAUUGCGUAAGGCAGGCCUACUUAAUUACUGUAAUAAAUUGGGUCAUGUGGAUGACCUGACAAAGAUAUAAUAAUGACCUCAUUGAUCUGUAGAACAGAAGUUAAAGGUGCACUGAACAGCUUUGCAAGAAACAGCUUUAAGCGUGUACUUCUUGAAAACAGUAGACCUACCCUUGUGGGUGGGAUAGGCCUACAUCCCGGGACCCCAAACCAACAGAAAGCAUGGAUCUCAAGCAUCCCUAAGAAGAGAAGUUACUAUGAAACUCUACAGAUCACUCCAAAGGCUACGCAAUCUCAGGUAAAGAAAGCCUACUACAAACUCUCCAAGACGUAUCACCCUGAUCAGUAUAGAGGGAAUGAAGAUGCUGCCCUUAAGUUCCGAGAGAUCACAGAAGCCUAUGAGAUCUUGGGCAACCUCAAGAAGCGCAGGAUGUAUGACAAAGGCCUACUGAAUAUGAACGUUGCUGUGUCACCAGCCGAAGCAGAAGAAUAUUCAUCUAAAUUCUAUGAAUCCCGGAGCAAGCGAGGGAAAGCCCCAACAGCAACUGGACGAACGCCAAUAUAUGACUUCGAUGAGUGGUCCAAACUCCAUUAUGAAAGCAGCUUUGCACGAAGAGAGAAUGCUAAGGUGCGCUAUGAGAGGAUGCAGAAGUCACGGACAGAUAUUGUUGAGGAGAAAAAGGCAGAGUCUGUCGUCUAUAUAUUAAUUGUGGCCAUUGUGCUCUAUUGUAUUAAAGUUUCAUUCUCAUCCACUUCAGAUCAUGAUAAAGUAAAAGAGAAAUAGCUAAAAUUUUCUUUGUUGUUGAAGUUGAACUCAGCAAAAUGUGACUUUAAAUGAAUAUAGUUCUUAUACAGAAAAUUUACAAGUAUAAGUUUGAUUGCAUCAAAAAUGUUUGUAACUUGGAACUUAUGAUGAGUAUAAAAAAAAAUAGGGAGAGUUAUUUAUCAGAAUAUUUAUUUUAUACGCCUUCAGAGAUCGGAGAUGCAUAGUUUUCUGUGCAGACUUGUAAAUAUAUAAAGUGCUAUAUUAAUAGCAUACUCGUAAUAUACAUAAAUAAAGAAACAAGCAUAA
This is a messenger RNA of Penaeus vannamei (Pacific white shrimp), 1266 nucleotides long. The record is from RefSeq and is a predicted model, not a curated record. Lineage: Eukaryota; Metazoa; Arthropoda; Malacostraca; Decapoda; Penaeidae.